UCGAGGUUGUCUUCAUUGUGUGACCAUGCAAACAAGCUUUUGUUGUCAAUGGAAGAAAUCACUCACAUUUCUAAUUCUUCCUCACAAACCCAGACCCUUCAUUCUUCAAUUCUCAUCUCUCUCAUUUCAACCCUCACAACACACAAUUUCCACCAUUCUCCACACUCUCUGCAACUCCAACCGUUUCGAAGAAGCCCAUCAACGUUUCUCUCUCUUCCUCUCCUCCGGUUCAAUCCCUGAUCACCGAACCUGCAACCUUCUCCUCGCUAAGCUACUCCGUUCCAAAACCCCAUUUCAAACAUGGUCUCUCGUUAAAUCAUUGAUCCAAAUCAAAGCUGGUUUUGUUCCUUCUUUGGUUAACUACAAUCGUUUGAUGGACCAUUUUUGCUUCAUUCAUCGACCGUUUGACGCUCAUAGAUUGUUUUUCGAUAUGAAGAAUCGUGGGCAUUGUCCAAAUGUUGUUUCUUACACCACUUUGAUUAAUGGGUAUUGUUCAGUUGGUGGAAUAAGGGAUGCAAUGAAGGUGUUUGAUGAAAUGCUUGAGAGUGGUUUGGAGCCGAAUUCAAUGACUUAUAGUGUUUUGAUUCGCGGGUUUCUAAGGGGGAGGGAUUUUGAAAGUGGGAGAGAGUUGAUGUGUAAGUUGUGGGAGAGGAUGAAAAUGGAAGAUGAAUUGAGUGUGAAUGUUGCUGCUUUUGCUAAUUUGAUUGAUUCUUUGUGUAAAGAAGGGUUUUUUAAUGAAGUUUUUGAGAUUGCAGAAUUGAUGCCGUGUGGUAGUAGUUUGCCCGAGCAGGUUGUUUAUGGGCAGAUGAUUGAUUCAUUCUGUAAAGUUGGAAGGUAUCAUGGAGCGGCGAGGAUUGUUUAUUUAAUGAGGAAGAGAAGGUUUGUUCCAAGUGACGUGUCGUAUAAUCAUAUCAUACAUGGACUAAGCAAGGACGGUGAUUGUAUGCGAGGUUAUCAGUUGUUAGAGGAAGGAGCUGAAUUUGGAUUCUCGCUGUGCGAGCAUACAUAUAAGGUAUUGGUGGAAGCUCUAUGUCGUGUAUUAGACGUGGACAAGGCAAGGGAAGUUCUUAAACUCAUGUUGUAUAAGGAAGGUGUUGACAAGACUAGGAUUUACAACAUCUACUUGAGAGCUCUUUGUCAUGUGAACAAUCCAACAGAGCUUUUAAAUGUGCUUGUAUUUAUGCUUGAGAGCCAUUGUCAGACCGAUGUGAUUACCCUCAACACGGUUAUCAAUGGUUUUUGCAAGAUGGGGAGGUUUGAUGAAGCUUUAAAAGUAUUGAAUGACAUGUUAUUGGGUAAAUUUUGUGCACCUGAUGUUGUGACCUUCACUACAUUGAUUUCUGGUCUAUUGGAUGCUGAAAAAGUCGAUGAAGCUCUUGAUCUGUUCAAUAGAGUGAUGCCUGAAAAUGGUUUGAAGCCUGGGGUUGUAACAUAUAAUGUUCUUAUCAGGUGCCUAUACAAACUUAAAAGACCGAAUGACGCAUUCGAGGUUUUUAAUAACAUGGCCGGUGAUGGCAUUACUCCAGAUAGUACCACUUAUACAGUUAUAGUAGAAGGUUUAUGUGAAUGUGAUCAAAUAGAAGAGGCGAAGAGUUUUUGGCAGAGUGUUAUAUGGCCUUCAGGGAUCCAUGAUAAUUUUGUUUAUGCAGCCAUUCUGAAAGGUCUUUGCAGCUCUGGAAAAUUUAACGAGGCUUGUCAUUUCCUGUAUGAAUUGGUAGAUUCUGGGAUCUCUCCAAAUAUAUAUAGCUAUAAUAUUCUGAUAAACUGUGCUUGCAAUUUAGGUUUGAAAAGAGAAGUUUACCAAAUUGUUAGAGAGAUGAAUAAGAAUGGAGUGGCCCCUGAUUGUGUGACAUGGAGGAUUCUUCACAAGUUACAAAGCAAAGUGACGAAGCACACUCCAUUUGAAGAUCCAACCUUGUCAACUGAGGGUGUUGACAUGGAUAAUAAAGCAAGUCAGAAUAGAAGAAAAUGGAAUUAUGUUUGUACUUCAAGUGGUAAACCAUUGGAUUUUACCAGAUGAUAACAGCGAAGCUUGGUUAUUAAUCCUUAUCCGUGGCUGAUAAUGCAUGCUAUUAUAAAAUGUAGCAUUAGAAACAGAGUUGAAAGAGAGCAAGUCUGAGAUCAAUGAAGCUACUAGGGGGGAUGUGACGAUGUGCUGGAAUCAAAACAUGCAUUGUGGUUUUAUACAGAAUGAGCUGUGCAUGUAUCAACAACUAGUUUCUGACAAAAAGCCCAUUGAAUCUUUAACUUUUAAGCCAUGAGAUGAAAUCUUCUACGCCAGCACCAAGUUCAAUCCAUCAAUCACAUCGUGAUAACUAGCCACAAUUAUCGUGUCUGUUUGGAACUGCGGCGAGGAGCCAAUUUCUUGUGUCUCAACACUCAAUGCAUUGCCACUGCAGAAGCUAUAUCUAGUUGUAUCAUAUUAGUGUGUUUUUAGAACUGCGGCCAACCACUUUGAUUGCAUGAUUUUGAGUUCUUUCACCAUGAAUUUGAAGAAGCUACAAACAGUAGCGUUGUAGCUUUGAAUUGGACGUGCAUCUGCAAUUAUUCGACUGCAAAAACAAACAGGUCGUUGACUCAUGGUAAUGGUGGAAAACUGGAUACAUUAGACCAUCAUCAUAGUGUUGAAGGGAAGCAAAAGAGAAAAAGGAAAAAGAAACUAGAACAUCCUACACGAAUGAUUUGCAUUCCCUGGCAUCAGCUUGAAAGUGGCAGCUUAGUCCACGAGGAGGAGUCUUGAAAGUCUCAAUUUUUUUUUUCCUCUUGUAAGUGUAUGAGCCAACUUUACCUAUCAAUCUCGAUCUAACAUGUCCCGGAUGCUUUGGAUUUUCAUGUUAUCCACUUGCCUGAAAAGAGUUCUUAAAAAUGGAGAAACUCUAAUCAGAUUUUCAUGUUAUCCACUUGCUUGAAAAGCUUUUCAGUUUGUGAAUAUUGCACACUCAGCUUUAAAACCA
Medicago truncatula (barrel medic) is the source of this 2954-nucleotide messenger RNA. Its product is annotated as pentatricopeptide repeat-containing protein At3g18020. The record is from RefSeq and is a predicted model, not a curated record. Gene Ontology annotation, molecular function: mRNA binding; protein binding. The transcript has a single exon. Bases 26 to 2020 code for a protein of 664 amino acids. Lineage: Eukaryota; Viridiplantae; Streptophyta; Magnoliopsida; Fabales; Fabaceae.